Messenger RNA from Lotus japonicus, 948 nucleotides. Its product is annotated as nascent polypeptide-associated complex subunit alpha-like protein 1. The coding region runs from base 99 to 722 and encodes 207 amino acids. The record is from RefSeq and is a predicted model, not a curated record. Gene Ontology annotation, biological process: protein targeting to membrane. Lineage: Eukaryota; Viridiplantae; Streptophyta; Magnoliopsida; Fabales; Fabaceae. Gene Ontology annotation, cellular component: cytoplasm; nascent polypeptide-associated complex. The transcript has 4 exons.
UAAAGUAAAAGCUCAGUUCUAGGGUUUUAGGUUGAUCGAUCUGAUCUAUUGCUCCAGAAAUCUCCUCUGUCUGCACCGGCACCCACCGAUCAACCGCCAUGACUGCCCAGUCCCAAGAAGAGCUUCUCGCUGCUCAUCUCGAACAGCAAAAGAUCCAUGAUGAUGAGCCUGUAGUUGAGGAUGAUGAUGAGGACGAUGAUGAUGAGGAUGACGAUGAUGAGGAUGAUGACAACAUUGAAGGACAAGAGGGUGAUGCAUCUGGUAGGUCAAAGCAGACCAGAAGCGAAAAGAAGAGUCGCAAGGCAAUGCUUAAACUUGGAAUGAAACCUGUUACAGGUGUCAGUCGUGUGACAGUCAAGAAGAGCAAGAAUAUUGUGUUCGUCAUCUCAAAACCAGAUGUUUUCAAGAGCCCAACUUCAGACACAUACAUUAUAUUUGGUGAAGCUAAGAUUGAAGACUUGAGCUCACAGCUACAAACCCAGGCAGCAGAGCAGUUCAAGGCUCCUAAUUUGGGCAAUGUAGGUUUGAAGCCUGAAUCCUCUGGUGUUGCUCAGGAUGAAGAGGAUGUUGAUGAGAGUGUAGAUGUGGACGAGACCGGUGUAGAUCCCAAGGAUGUAGAGUUGGUGAUGACUCAAGCUACCGUGCCAAGACCAAAGGCUGUUAAAGCUCUCAAAGCUGCAAAUGGCGACAUUGUGGCUGCCAUUAUGGAGCUAACAAAUUGAUAGUAAGAUUUGGUACAACUUUAGUAUUUGGAAUGUGGAGCUGUUUUUCUUUGUUGAUCAAAAUUUUCGCUGUCCUUGGAUUGCAAAUACUGGCUUGCCAGUAAUGUUUUACUGUCCCUGCGGAAGGAAAGACUACAGCCUCAUUGGCCAUAUGUUUGAAGUGUUAUUUACACCGUCGUAAGAAAUGGAUAUGGUAACAUGGUCACCGAACUCGUAAUUUUUAUCA